AUGGUUAAGACACUUCCCUUUGGUGAUAUCCAGGUCCCAACACCAGGCUUCGGUGCCAUGGGUUUGAGCUUUGGUUUGGGGAGCAACCUUAGCCUCGAAGAAGCCGAGCCAGUCCUUCUAAAGGCAAUUGAAUUGGGAUGUACAUUUUGGGAUACUGCUGUUGUUUAUCAAGCGGGGGUGAACGAAAAGCUUUUGGGAGAUUUCAUAAGGAAGCACAACGUCCGUGAUAAGGUCUUCAUUGCCUCUAAGUGCGGGUUCAACGUGUUUGGAGGGGAUGGCUCCGUCACCAACUCCGCCUCCCAUAUCAAGGAGUAUAUUGAAGGAACUAUCGAGAGACUCGGCUUUGCGCCUGAUUUGUACUACCUCCACCGGAUUGACCCUAAUACACCCCUCACCGAGUCCAUUCCUGCUCUUGACGAAAUUCGCAAGGCAGGAAAGACUAAGUACAUUGGACUCUCCGAAUGUUCUGCGGCGACACUUCGCAAGGCAAACUCAAUUGCCAAGAUUGACGCCGUCCAAGCCGAAUAUUCAGCAUUUGAGACAAUCCACGAGACAGACGGCUUGAUCGAUACAGCAAAGGAGCUUGGCGUGGCUUACGUCGCCUACAGUCCACUGGGACACGGCUGGCUCGUCGAUAACUUCAAUUACAAAUCCCCAGAUGACUUUGCCCCUGACGAUUUCCGCCGAAAUUCUCCCAAAUUCCAAGGCGAGAAUUUCUACCAGAACCGAGCCAUCGUCGAAGAAAUAAAGAAGCUUGCUGUUCGGAAGGGAUGCAAAAUUAGUCAAAUUGCGAUUGCUUGGGUGAUUUCCCAGGGAAUGAUUCCCAUCCCGGGAACGACCAAGGCGACCCGUCUGGAAGAAAACUGGGCAUCUCGGGAUAUUGAAUUGACAGAGGAGGAAAAGAAAACAAUGCGUCAAAUCAUCGAUGCUGCUAAGCCACAUGGUAACAGAUAUGGACCCGCGCAUCAGGCUAUGGUUGGACAUUGA
Messenger RNA from Penicillium coprophilum, 987 nucleotides. RefSeq lists its product as uncharacterized. Gene Ontology annotation, cellular component: cytoplasm. The record is from RefSeq and is a predicted model, not a curated record. Bases 1 to 987 code for a protein of 328 amino acids. The transcript is spliced from 5 exons. NCBI's taxonomy places the organism in Eukaryota, Fungi, Ascomycota, Eurotiomycetes, Eurotiales, Aspergillaceae.